This is a messenger RNA of Brassica rapa (field mustard), 1591 nucleotides long. RefSeq names its product plant intracellular Ras-group-related LRR protein 7. Lineage: Eukaryota; Viridiplantae; Streptophyta; Magnoliopsida; Brassicales; Brassicaceae. Gene Ontology annotation, molecular function: protein binding. Gene Ontology annotation, cellular component: cytoplasm. The record is from RefSeq and is a predicted model, not a curated record.
UUCCUCUUAGAGCAAUACAAAGUUAUAAACACAUACAUACAUUACACAUCCAUUAAAGAUGAUAUGCGAAGAGGCAUAUCAGUAUCAACAACUCCAUGCACAAAAUGAUCACAUGAUGACAAUGAUGAUGAUGGACUUGAGCCAAUCACCACUCUCAUCACCCAUAUUAUCAAAGAAUACUGACAACAAUGAGGAAGAGAGGCUAGAGGAUGUGAAUUUGAGUUGCAUGGCAUUACAAUCUCUCCCAAAUCCUUCCCUCAAUUUGGGAAUUAUUUGUAAGCUUGAUCUCUCCAACAAUCAUAUCAAGAAAAUACCAGAAUCUCUAACGGCAAGACUUCUUAACUUGGUAGCAUUAGAUAUACACUCAAACCAGAUCAAAGCUCUUCCAAACUCCAUUGGCUGUCUCUCUAAGCUCAAGAUCCUGAAUGUAUCCGGCAACUUUCUCGUUUACCUCCCCAAAACUAUUCAAAAUUGCAGGUCACUAGAAGAACUAAACGCCAACUUCAACGAGCUCAUUAGAUUACCAGACUCCAUCGGGUUAGAGCUAACCAACCUAAGGAAGCUCUGCGUCAACUCCAACAAGCUCAUCACCCUCCCAACCUCCAUCACCUACCUCACCUCCCUCCGUGUCCUCGACGCUCGUCUCAACUGCCUCAUGAUCCUCCCCGAGGACCUCGAGAACCUCAUCAACCUCGAGAUCCUCAACGUCAGCCAAAACUUCCAGUACCUUACAACACUCCCAUCUUCCAUCGGCCUUCUCAUGAACCUCCUCGAGCUAGACAUCAGCUACAACAAGAUCACGGUCUUGCCUGAGUCCAUCGGAUGCAUGAGGCGGCUAAAGAAGCUGAGCGCGGAAGGGAACCCGAUCGUGUCCCCACCGAUAGAGGUCGUGGAGCAGAGCUUGCAGGCGGUGAGGGAGUAUCUGAGCCAGAAGAUGAAUGGUAGGCUGGUGAACGCAUCUCCGAAGAAGAAGUCGUGGGGGUUCCGAAAACUGGUGAAGUAUGGAACGUUCAAUGGAAGAUCAAGGGCUUGGACAAGGGAAGAGAGAGAAGGGCUGAUAAUGCCUGAGUACCGUCCCAUUGAUAUCUUGGCUUCGAAUAGGUUCCCUGGUAUCUCACCUCGGCGUAUCUUCUCUCCAAGAACCUACUUCAGCAGAUAAGUAUAAAGCAUGCAGUAAAGAAAAUUUAUUCUAUCUAUCAACCAUUUACUUAAAGUCAUCAGUAAAUGUAUAUAAACGGCAUUACAUUACAAACUUCUUAUUGUAAAUCAUGUAAUCAAAAUUAUACAAAUAUAACAGUCUCUCCUCACGUAUUCACAUCCCUUCCUGAUACUUUAAAAUAGUGAAAGUUCCAAGGUUUGUGCCUUGUAAGAGAAGCAAAAGACCGUCGGUUUCAGGAUAACUCAUUCCCAAAUCAAAAGAUCUGUAAGGCUACCAAAAGAACCAAUCAACCACAUAAUACGGUACACUCGAUUCAAAGAAUCACGCAGCAAAUGAGAUAAUACACAAGAAACAGAGUUCUAGAAAACCCAACAUUCACAAUCUCUACUUUACUUGUUACCAACACAAGUUUAAACGAUGAGGUUGAUAUAU